Molecule: messenger RNA, 10571 nt
Organism: Biomphalaria glabrata
Lineage: Eukaryota; Metazoa; Mollusca; Gastropoda; Planorbidae
Product: helicase-like transcription factor
Exons: 27
Coding region: 902-5758 (1618 amino acids)
Molecular function (GO): nucleic acid binding; ATP-dependent chromatin remodeler activity; zinc ion binding
Source: RefSeq, a predicted model, not a curated record
UAUGCCCAUCAGUCUACGAUCAAACAGGCUCAUGAUAUAGCCUUCAUCCCUUAUAUGGGUAUGAAUUGCCGGGGGAGGUUAAAACAACAGCUUAACAUACAUGGUUACCGAGAAUCUAAAUAACUGCUAUCUGCUUUGGAAAAACGGAACAAAAUUACCAGAACUUAUCUAAAAUUAGACAUGCUCAGUCCCGAAUCGUCGAUUUUAGCUCCAAACAUAAAAACAAAUGAAUUACAAACAAAAAAAAGCGACCCGUUUAGAAAGGAGAAUCCGAUGGGGUGUUCAAACUAUAAGAGCCUCCUCUAGUUGUUUUUUUUUUAAAAGAUAAAAUACAACUAGAUUAUAUAAUCUAGUUUCGAAAAAAGGAAAACUUUUAAUUUAAAAAAUAAUAAGAUUUAGAUCUAGAUUUAAUUAACUUAAUAGACAGAGUAGACCAACACUUGAAAUGUUACCAAAUGUUUCAUUGUUUGCUUUGUGAAAUCAAUGUAUUCUCAGGAAUAUAUUGCGAUUAUUGGAUUUCCGUGUAAAAUAGUCUAGACGAGAAGUAGAAGAGGUUUAGUAGAUCUAGACUAGAUAGAUUCUAAGUUGUUAACAAGGAAAGACGUUAAUACCUACACCAUAGAUCUAGAAUUCUAGAUCUAAUUCUAGUCUUGUUAUAAUUUUAAGACUAGAUUCUAGAUCUACGAGUAGACUCAACUACGUCCUACGAAUACUCAAACUUCAAAGUGACUAUCAUUUCAUUAUGUGACGAACGAAGGAAUCAAGGAUGUCCAAUCUACUUAUCUCUGUGACUGUGGAAAACUGACGUAGCUGUUAAAGAUAUGGAAAUAAAAAGUCAAACGCUUAGCUCUACAUCUAAAUUAUUUUUGGUUUAGCUGGUUAAAAAGUAAUAACUGCACACAUGUUGCGCAUGGAAACAAAUACAAAUCUACGACCUCCUGGUCAAACUAGUAUUUCUGAAGAUGAUUUGGAAGACUUAUUUAGCCUGAAUAUUUCAACAGAUUUCUAUCCAUCUUCCAACUUUGAUGUUCUUGUGGAAGAAUUAGAUAGAUAUAAUGGUCCAUCAAAUUCAACAAGAGGCUCUGAGUUCACAACUUCUAAUGCUCAAUCUGAUUCAUUUUCAACUGGAGUCAUGGGUCUUGAAACAGAAGCAAUUUCAAAUGCAGUUUCUAUUUCACAUACAUCAAAAGAUACAAGACAAGAUGUAAGUGAAAGCUUAUAUCCAACAGAAGAGAAACUAGGGGAAAAAAGUAUUUCAAACUUUGCUCAGAUUCCAUACUCAGCAAAAGAUGUAGAGUACUUACCUGAAGCAGAUUUUAACACUGGUCCAAGUUCAUAUAAAACAGAAGCCAGGAGACAAGAAACAGAGACAAAUAGGAAUAUAGGUUCCUGUUCAUAUUUAACAGACAUGGGUCAAGAUGCAGAAAUAAAUAGAAAUUCUGGUCUCAUUAAAACUAGAACAGAUGAAAGGUUAGAAACAAAUCUGAACUCAGUUCCUAUUUCAUAUUCAACCGAAGAUUUGUCAUUGGAAACUAAUUUAAACGGAGUUCACUAUUUGAGAGAAGAUACAGCACCAGAAAGAAACCCAACUUCCAAUACAUAUACAGCAGAUAUGCAACAAGAAAGAGAAACAAAUUGGAACACAGGUUCUAAUUCAUAUUUAGCCCCAGACAUGGAAUCAGAAAGAGUGUCAAACUCGGGUUCAAAUUCAUAUUUAACAGAAAAUACGGAAAUAGAAAAAACUUUUAACUCUAAUUUCAAUGCACCACAUCAUUCAGUAAACAUGGACUCUAUAUCACAUUUUAACACUGAUGAUAACAUCCAGACUUAUACGUCACAAGAUAUAGAGCCUAACCUAAGGAGGGCUUAUUCACCAGUAGGAUUGAGGCAGUCCAACUCUAAUCCUCAUUCCUCGUAUUCUUCAGUGGGAUAUAGACCAUCAUCAACUUUAAAUGUUACUCCUAGUACAUCAUUUUCAUCCAUAGAUCUGGGUAUAGCAACAUCUUUAGGCUCACCUUUAAAAACUGCUUAUAGUCAACAAGAGGCCAGUAAUACCAACUCUAACUAUCCUAAUAUUGGCCAUGGUUCAAACAGUUUUGACAAGCACUGGUCUCCUCAUCUAGCUGGUAUACUGGAUGAAGAUGUUCAAGUCUUUCCAAACUCACUGAGAGCAUUAAACUUGUUGAGACGUAGUGACUUUCCUUCAGUCUCACCAUUCAGUAGACAAAAAGAAGUUUUUGGAACAAUUCAUUCUGAGAUAACUAGUGUGUAUCAAUACAGAGGAAAGGUAUCAGAUAAUGAGACAGUGUAUUUACAAAGAGCACACAAUAUGUUUGACAGGACAGCUAUAAGAGUGGACAAUAAAUCGAAGGAACAGGUUGGUGUGGUCAAGAGGGAGCACUCAUCGGCACUAACUCAUAUAAUGGACAACAAUUUAGCAACUGUUGAAGGGAAAGUGGUGAAUUAUACUGCAGAUUGUGUGUUUAGGAUCCCCUUAGAAAUCACUUUGUCAGGUGACCCAAGUAGAAAAGAUGAAGUUCUCUGGUAUUUCAAGAGCAACAACAUCCCAGUCAUGGCAUGCUACAAAUCAUUUUCACCUAUUGAAGUACAAGACCGUGAAUCUCCUAUACCAUUUGAUUAUGACUAUGACCAUGUGAAAUCAUCCAGAACUUAUGUAACUCCUGCAGAGAUGGACAAUGAACUGGAUCAGAUGUUCAAAACUUUGGAUGAAGGAGACAAAGUCACAGAAGCUGAGGCAUCACUAGCUGUGAAAACCCAACUCUAUCCACACCAAAAGCAAGCAUUGAAUUGGAUGAUUUGCAAGGAAAACAAAGAUUCUCUGCCUCCAUUUUGGGUUCAGAGAGGCCAUCUUUAUAUGAACACAUUAAGUAGAAAGAAGACAGCUGAAAAACCAAAGAGUAUUUAUGGAGGUAUCCUGGCAGAUGAUAUGGGUCUUGGUAAAACUUUGGAGAUGAUUUCAUUGAUAGUAACAAAUUUUGUUAAUGGCAAACCUAUUGCUGAGCCACUGUCUGAUUACACACGAGAUUCAUUUGUCAAGACUAGUAAGACAGGCCCUUUAAGAAUUUUCAAGUCAGAGAUAGAGAAUAAAGAGAGUCCUGAAUGUAAUGGGGCUAUGAAUUACUCACCUCUUUCACCAAGACUAAACCUUCCAAACAGAAUAUCACCUCCAAGUUUGGCCAGUGUCUCUGCAGAGUGGCACAAAUCUUUUAACAAUAUGAAAAGUGAAGUGGUUAAAAGUGAAAUUGCAUCUUCCACCACAGAGUUGAAACAUAGUUCAUCUUUCCCUUCUCUGUCUCCAAGCAGGGCAAUGAAGAGAUCAAACUGUGAAGAAUUGAAUGAUGACAGUUCAAAUUCCAUUUUUGGUUUUGCUAAAGGAAAAGGUCUAGGUAAGAAAUCUAAGUUCUUGGAACUGGAAAAUACUGACUCUAACCAAAGUGCUGAUUUGAGCUUGGAUUUUGUCGACUUGACCUUGCCAGAAACAGACUUGCCAUCAAUGCAGGUGGAUAAUCAUUUUGACUGUGACACAACCAAAGGCUUAACAUCAGCAACACACUUUCCCUCAAUGAUGAAACACAGAAUUAUAGAGCUAGCUUAUGCAGCAGCAAACAAAUCUGGCAGCAGAUUUGAUCUGAAUGGUGCAGGCACAUUUAGCAAUAACAUUGACAGUGCCAUUGAUGUUGAUGCUCUGCCAGAUAUAAACAAGUAUGAAGACAUAACUCCAGUUGAUUCACCUGAAGUGUUUGAAGUGUUAAACGAUUCCCCUGAUGCUUAUUCAAUGUCAAGUAUGCACCGAAAAAACAGUGAUUCUGAUACAAGAUCUUCAAUUCUAGAGUUAUCAUCUAAAAUGAAGCUACCAGACAAAUAUGCUAUAGUUAUCUCUGAUUCUGAGGAUGAGUUGCCAGAUAUCAAACCAUUGGAUCUAACCAAAAAAUCAACUUUUAAGAAGACAAUCUCAGGUUCUCCACAUCAAAGAACAAAACCAGAUGUAGCCAGUGAAACUGUAACCAGUGAUGUUACCAAUGAAACUGUAACUUGGAAGAGAAGGGAAGUAAUUUCAACACAUGAUCCAGCAACAGGCAGGACAUUAACCACUGGUCCUAGAGGAACUCUAAUUAUAUGUCCACUGAGUGUCAUUAGUAACUGGGUGGAGCAGUUUGAUGAGCAUGUUGACAGAUCUGUACAUAUUAAUCUUCAUGUUUACUAUGGCCCUAAACGUACAAAUGAUAUUACAUUUCUUUUGGAGCAAGAUGUAGUUAUCACCACCUAUGCCACACUCUCUUCAGAUUUCAAAAGAGGUUACCUUAGUCCAUUACAUCGGAUAGAAUGGCUUCGUGUUGUAUUAGAUGAAGGCCAUACCAUUCGAAAUCCUGCAGCACAGCAAUCAAAAGCAAUAUUUGAAUUACAGGCUGAUAGAAGAUGGGUCCUUACAGGUACACCAAUACAAAAUUCAUUAAAAGAUCUUUGGUCUUUGAUCAACUUUUUGCAAGUAGCACCUUUCACUGAGAAAAAAACUUGGAACCAAAUUAUAGCUGGACCUCUAGUCAAACGUGAACGUCAAGCUCUUAAGCGUGUAUCUCAUUUGGUAAGAAAUUUGGCAAUGCGAAGAACUAAACAUCAACAGCUCAAUGGUAAACCUUUGAUCAGUCUUCCAGCUCGUGAAGUUUAUUUAGAAACUGUUACUCUUAAUGCAGAGGAAAGGAAAAUAUAUGACGCUAUGCAGAUCAAUGGUCAGGACCUAAUUGGCAGUUACUAUCGAAAGGGCAUAUUGCUCAACAACUAUGGAACUGUUCUUACUAUACUGUUGCGUUUACGUCAGCUGUGCUGUCACCCUCAACUGGUGGCCAUAGGAGCAUUGAAGAAAAAUCCAGGUGCUAUCUUUGAAGAUAUUAUUGGAACUGAUCAGAGGCCCACACAUGAGAACAAAGAGAAGUUGAUCCAGCAGCUCAAAUCAGUGAUAGAGUCUGGCUCAGAUGAGGAAUGUUCCAUUUGUCUAGAGAGUUUGAAGGAGCCUGUUAUCACGGCAUGUGCGCACAUUUACUGUAAACUCUGUAUUGAAGCAGUCAUUGAGAAAAAUGAGCAGGAAACCAGUUGUCCAAUGUGCAGAGCCCCACUUGAUAAAAAUGAACUUUAUGGAGUUGAAGAUUCAGCUACUGACUGUCCAGACAAGGAUCAAUUCCACUUUAACCCUGAUGAGUGGCACUCUAGUUCUAAAGUGGAUGCAUUGAUGAAAGCUCUCAACCAACUGCGACAAGAAGACCCAAGCAUCAAGAGUGUAGUUGUGAGCCAGUUUACUUCACUUCUGACAUUAUUGGAGACACCUUUAAAGGAGCAAGGCUUUGUAUUUGCUCGUCUAGAUGGUACCAUGAGGGCUGCAGACAGAGCUAAAGCUGUCCAUGAUUUUGCCAACCCAGUUCCAGGAGGUCCUACAAUAUUCUUGUUAUCUCUGAAAGCUGGUGGUGUUGGUAUCAACUUGACAGCAGCAUCUCGAGUUUUUCUUUUGGAUCCAGCUUGGAAUCCUGCUGCAGAAGAUCAAUGUUUUGACCGCUGUCAUAGACUGGGACAAACUAGAGAUGUUGUGAUCACAAAGUUUGUGAUUGAAGACUCAGUGGAAGAACGAAUGUUGGAGCUUCAAGAAAAGAAGAAGCAGCUUAUCAGGGGAGUCCUGGACAAAAAAUUGUCAGCUGAUCAGAGAAGACAAAAGAGAAUUGAAGAAAUCAAGACGCUUUUCAAUAUUUAAACUCUUUUGUUCUACAAUGGGCUUUCUGAUGUUCUUCAUUUUCUUCCUAGCACUCAGAUCAUUAUCUAUUCUUUAAGCCUCUGCUUCAACUGCAUAAUAGAAAAGUUUGUUUCCUCUUUGCUUGAAGACUGUUGAAUGCUGACUAUAUGCAUAAUACCAUUGGAUUAUAUAUUUCUCAUUAUAUUUCCCAUGUGGCUCAUGAAGUGUUGUUUGUUUUAACUAUGAAAGCCUUCUAGUAUUUUUUAUUCAUAUAUUUAUUUACUUGAUCAAGAUUUUAAUGUGUGUUUUAUAAACUAAGGAGCCUGGAAUAUGCAAUCAAGAUGAGCUAAAUAUGUGUGUAAAGAAUGACUAAAUUCUAUAACUUAAUCUGGUUAGAAUAUUUUAGGUGUCUAAAACUGUGUUCAGUUGAUCUUUUUAUGGUAAUUAUUUUUAAAAUGUUUCAUCAUUUAAUUUUGGGACACAUGGACUUAUGGGUCUUGGGGAUAUCUUCCUAAUCUUUUUUUAGAUUGGUAAUAGUUGGUUAAGAUAAACUGACAAAUGAUUUUAGUGCUACACUAUCAAUGUUGUGGUCUGAACCAAAAAGUUUUGAUUAGGUUUUAGCUUGCACCUUGUGUUGUGAAACUAAUAAACCUUUAACUUAGAAAGUAUCCACAAAGUCAGGAUGCAAUAAAAACAAAUUCAUGAAAAUUCAUUUUAUGAAAUAUUGAAAUUUAACUCCCCCUCAUCAUAUUAUCUUAUUAUUUAUCAUUUCUGAGAAAGAAAUCUUAUAUUUUGAAGCAUCUAGUAACAUUCAGAGGCCUUGACUUCAGCCUUUUACUUUUACAGGAGAGAUGCCAUAAGAAUAUGUAGUAGACAGUCUGUAACAAGGUGUGAUGCUCAAUAUGAGACCUGUUGUUGCUAAUACUCAUCAAUCCAUCUUUUAGAAGAGUUAGUUUAGUCUCUGAUGGUGUAUAUUUUCUUGGCUAGUUAAGUUGUAUGCCAUUCUUUCUCGUACACCUAUACAUUAAAUUAUUAUUAUUAUCUUAUUUCAUUAAUGUUUAUUUUUUUGGUUCUUUGUUUUUGUUUACAAGAGUAAGUAUAUGAAACAGUCAUGUCAGUGUGAGACUAAAGUUGGAGCUUGCGAGCUUGGCACAACCUUUCCCCUUCUCUCAUGGCCAUACAAGUUCAUAUACAGUGUCAUUUUUCUGAAGGUUAAGCUCGUUUCAGUCUAUCUUUUGACUUAACAUAUAUUUUCUUAAGAAAUGGAAAUUUAUUGUUGCUGGUCAGGCACAGCUUCAACAAAGUUCUGUUAUUUGGAUGUUUCAGGUCUUUCUUUGUCUAUUGUCACCUUCAACAAUAGGAUUAAGAGGUUGAGAUUUGAGGGGUAACCUAACAACUAUGUCACAGUUGAAGAAUCUGUAGAUAAAAAGUGUUGGCAUGCUGUUUCAUUACCCCAACUUUUUUGCAAGGUUAUUGUGUAUCCAAAAAAAAUUAGCAUUAAGGAAAUAAUGAAAAAAUUAUUAUCUGAUACACCAAGAUGGACGACCCUUUGCCACAAAAAUAACAUAAGAUAUUUUUUUUUUAAUGAAAAACUCUUGUUUAUCAUAAGACAUAGGACAUAAAGACCUGACAUACAGAAAUGUGAUUCAAAAUGUUGGUGUUGAUCUAGUACAUUGAACAUAUUUAAUAGCAUAUCAUUUCUCAUUACAUGUUUUUAGUCAUUUUAACAAAUUGUAGGAAGAUUUUGUCAAUGCUCUGAUUUAAAUUUUUAAGUUUUUGUUGUUUUUUUUUCUUUCUCUUCACUAAUACAUCUACAUUAACCCAUUUCCAAUGGGUUUUUUUUAGCUAGCUUGAAGCUAUCAUUAUCCUUUGUAUUGGAAGUGACAAUAUUAAUUUUUUAAUAAUUUUUAUUUAUUCUGUAUUUUUUUUUAAUUUUCUUUCUUAUUGGAAUAUGUUACAAUGUUUGAUAAAACCAGUAAGUUGCUAAUUCAAGUUCAUUUAUUUAUUUUUUUUGUCAUGUUCUAAAUGUUACAUUUUGAUUAUUUAGGUUUAAAUUGAACAAAAUUAUGAUAUUUGGUCCAGAUCCUGAACUGUUUUGAUUGGUCCAGAUCCUGAACUGUUUUGAUUGGUCCAGAUCCUGAACUGUUUUUAUUGGUCCAGAUUCUUUAUGAAAAUAUUUUGUGUGUAUGUCAUUUACUCAAGAUUAUUUUUUUUUCACCUAGUUACUAAUCUCAUCCAAUGUCACCAAUAUUUGUUUGUGUGUGAAGAACAUUGUAUGUGACAUAAAAAGAAUGUUUGAAGAAUUAUUUUCAUUGACUGCUCAUACACUUGAUCUAAGGCAGCAAGCUAGACUCUUUUCAUUUUGUAUGCAUUAUAUAUGUAAGUGCUGAAGUCAAAUUUGCUUGCCUUCUGUAACAAUAGAAAUCCAAUGUUAACUUACUUUACAAAGAAAAAGUGAGUAAUUAAAGUUUUUAUUUUUAAAUAACGCUUUACUAUGCCAUAAGUUAUGAAUGAAACUGAACAAUUUUAUUACUAAAAAUUGUCUACUUGAUUAUAUCUUUUUUUUUCAUCUAAAUUCCAUCUGUGAAUACCUUUUAUAGUAUUUAUUAUGCAUCUGAAUAUGAUAUAUCAACAAAUAUUUUAGAAGCAUGUUGGAAACAUACUUUUGUAUAUAAACUUACUACAGUGUACAUAGAACAGAUGCAAAAUGUGUUUUGUCUGUUGACAACUAUAUUCCAUACUAAACUUUAUUUAAUACAAUGUAAAUGUUCAUUUUUACUUACUUUUAAGUUAAAAAUUAUUUUUUUUAUUAUUAUUUUAUACUUUUAAUAAGCCACCUUUGUUUGGUGUCAUUUGACCAUAAGUUGUUUUUUUCUAUUAUUACUAUAAUUAAUGUGAAUUAAAAUCUCUGUUAAGUAAAGUUUAUUCUUACACACAUAAGCCUGUUAGUGUAAAACUGUACUAUUAAAUGGAUUCUAUUGAAUGUGAAAAAACAAGUUCACUGUUGGAUAAAUACUUUGUCCUUGGUGCCUUUCUUGUUCUUGUCCUUGCUUUCAGUCCUUAAUUUUUUCAACAUGAGCUUUAAAGCAUAUGUACGUAAAACAUAACAAAUGUAAGGAGGAAUUUUGUGUGUGGUCAUAUAGAGAUAUGUGUGUCUAUAAUCUACAUGAUUUUAAAAUGAUAUAGAUAAGUGAUGUUUCUCUAGUUGGCUUUAUAGGGUUUUUUGUUUCUUAUAGCAUUAACAAGAAAAACAUUUUAAAAAAUACUUUUUUAAAAAAGACAAUAUCUCCUUUAUACAACUUAUAGUGCGAUUAUUUUUCUCUUAAUAACUAAUGAAUGUUAGAUUUUUUAAAAUGGAAUCCUCCACCCUGAUUAAGAGAAUGUAUAGACCUAAUAGACUUUAUAAUAUUCCAAUGAUCCAAUAAUAAGACUCUAGUCUAGAUCUAUACUUAGUAGAGAAUACACAAAAUUGAUUAAACUAUUGAAUGAAUAAAUGCAGAAAUACCAGAAGACAUAUAGUCCAUUCAAGAGCCAAAUUUAAAUCAAUUUCUUUUUAUACUUUGAUAAAUUAUAAUGGUCAAAGUUGAGUUUUCCCAGUCUGGCCAAUGAGCGAGUAUCUUUUCCCAAUGAUAGAUAUACAUAAACUGUAAAAUUUCUAGGAAAAUCUUUAAAGACAUUUUUUAGAUCUGUGUCCAGGUUUUUGAGCCCACCACCCUGAAGGUUUUAGUUUAGACAAAGAUAUGGUUUAAAUAGAGGUAUUGUUAAAAGGAUUUUAUUUCUUGGCAUCAGAUUAGUCAAUCGUAUUUACAACCUUUUUUUUUUUUUUUUUAAUUUUCAAAAUUAGCAAACUUAGUAAAUUAUGAAAUAAAUGUAUCAAGUUCUUGAAAGGUUUUGGGUUGAUUACAUUUUUGCUUCAUUUGUUUUUAAACAAAUUUUCUUUUAAUGUUUUCAAAUGUAUUCUUCAUCUUGUGAUCAGUUUGUGCCUCAGGGAAUGUGACUGUGUAUUUAGAUCUAAAGUGAUCCUCUCUUUGCAAUCAAACUCUGUACAGCGCAACACUUUUCCAAUUGGUUUUGUGUUAGGACUCUGUUGUUUGUGAUACUAUGGCAACCAGCACAACUUCCUUGACAUUCAAGAACCUUUCUUGAUGGGGAAAAAAACAGGAAAAAACAAACAACUUAAAGCUAUAAUAUCAUUACAGCCUGGAAAGGUACAUUGUACACACAUAGAAUAGUUUGAAAAUUUAGCUCUGGAAAAAAAGUUUUUGCCUAACACAAUGAUGGUCUAAUGGAUCUUAAUGUUUCUGAUUGAAUUAAAACACAAUUCUUCGUUUUACUGAUAUAUAUAUAUAUAUAUAUAUAUAUAUAUAUAUUGUUACAUUGAAAGUCUGCACGAUAUCACUAAAAAUUCUGCUAUAUAAAUUGUAACCUUUUUUUUUCUAUUCCACUAAUAAAAGUCAUCAUCCAAAUCUUAUCUAGUGUAAAAUUGCUUAACUUACAACUAAUUCAAACAACUUUAGGUUUGUUUUGUUUUUUUAUUUUGAAUAAUCUCCGUGACUGAAUGAGACAACUUUGUUACUUGAUGAUGAAAUCUUGUGCUAGUUCAUUCUCGGAAGAAUUGUGAAUAGAAAUAUUUUGAUGCUGCACAUUGUUUUCUCUUUUCUCAUGAUUUUACAUUUUAUUUGACACUGAUUUGUAUUAAUACAUUGACAUUGACCCAAUGUAGAUGAUCGUGUGAUAUUGAAUAUAUUUUUACUGUUUCAUUUUACUGCUACUCCUAUGUAAUUGAAUGCUGUUUUUUUUUAUAUUUGAAAUAAAGUAAUGUAACUAACUAAUA